This is a messenger RNA of Helobdella robusta, 2581 nucleotides long. RefSeq lists its product as hypothetical. Bases 1 to 2259 code for a protein of 752 amino acids. The record is from RefSeq and is a predicted model, not a curated record. The transcript has 5 exons. Gene Ontology annotation, molecular function: protein tyrosine phosphatase activity. NCBI's taxonomy places the organism in Eukaryota, Metazoa, Annelida, Clitellata, Rhynchobdellida, Glossiphoniidae. Gene Ontology annotation, biological process: protein dephosphorylation.
AUGAAGGAGCUUCACGCACCUCCUGUCGCUGAGGGGCACGCUGCAGAUGCAGAUGAUUGUGAUGAUGACGACGACGAUCCGCAAUAUUCCGAUGAUGUCCAGCUGAAUAAAAUUUUAUUAUCCGAUCCCAGUGAAUUGAAGGUGACGUCAUCGUCGAAACUCCACCCACCCAUUCCCGUUUCUGAACUCUGGAACUUUGUUGUACCGCGGAAACAAUAUGCCGACGACAAAAUUAGAAAAGAAUUCAACGAAUUGAAGCAGAACGUCAUUUACAAGGCGACUGCUUCAUGUAGAGCUGAGAACAGGAGCAAGAACAGGUACUGCAACGUCCUGGCCUACGACCACUCACGCGUCGUCCUGCGCUGCUCGCCACACCAAUCUGAUUACAUCAACGCCAACUACAUCGACGGCUUCAAUAAACCAAAGGCUUACGUGGCCUGCCAAGGCCCGACCAGGUCAACGGUGAACGAUUUCUGGAGGAUGGUGUGGCAGCUGAAUGCCAGGAUCAUCCUCAUGGUCACCAAUCUUGUCGAAAAUGGAAGGCACAAAUGUGAUAUAUAUUGGCCGGAUGCAGGCAGUUCAAAGUAUGGAGACAUUGUGGUUCAGUUGAAGCAUCUCGAAGGAUAUGCAGAUUAUAAAAUCAGAACCUUUGCUGUUGCCAGCAGCAGCAACGGCGCAGAAACACGCGAAGUCAUUCAGCUGCACUUCACAACCUGGCCUGAUAAUGGGGUUCCACUACACCCAACUGCACUCCUCGAAUUGAGGAAAAGAAUCACAAAUAAGAAUGAUGCCAACUUCACUGAACAUCCUAUUGUUGUUCACUGCAGUGCUGGCGUUGGAAGGACGGGCACUUACAUAGCACUGGACAGUUUGUUGGAGCAAGCGGAACAGGAGAAGAGAGUAGAUGUGUUUGGAUGUGUGAACAACAUGAGGAACCAGCGGGUGAACAUGGUUCAGACUGUGGAGCAGUACAUCUUCAUAUAUGACGCCCUGUUAGAGGCCUUGGAGAAGAGUUCGACGACGGUCAUCAGUUGUUCGGAGUUCAGGAGGAGGUACGCAGAGUUGAUGACGGUGGACCCAGCCACGAACAUGUCCUACCUACACCGGGAGUUUGUGUCUCUGCAAUCAAAAAAUGUCUUGUACAGUCAUGAUGAUGAUGAUGACUUUGAUGAUGAUAACUUCGAUGGAGAUGAUGAUAACAAUGAGAAGAUCGCAACUAAAAAACAGAAAAAUGUAGGAGCGAAGAUUGCUCUAAAGAAGAAGAAAAAGCCCAAAAAGAUAAAGAAGGCUGUGAGGGAGGAGCCGAGGGCUGUGCUGGUUGAUGGCUACAGGCAGAAGGCAGCUUUCUUGGUGAUGCAAACCCCGCUAACACUUCCAUCCAUUGACUACUUUUGGUCCAUUAUCCUGCAGCACAAAUGCGGUGCAAUCAUUUCUUUCGAUGACGAAGAUGGGGCUGAGGAUUUCAUUCCUUACUGUCCCAAAGUUGAGCGUAGCAAAUGCAAUAGUGAAGGUUAUGAAGCCGCCGAGACAUUUACUGCGGGAUCGUUCAGCAUACAGACGAUUUCAUCAUCGUCAUCGUCGGUGGCACCCUCUCCAGGGUCGUGUGCCGAUCAUCCACUGUGCUUCAACGAACAAGAAUUCAUUCUCUCUUUCAAACCUUCCGCAACAAACAACCAAAAUAACGAGAUCAUCAUCAAGAGAUUUUCUAUGAACAAUUGGCGCAGGAAGUCCAAAACAACUAGCAGCGACAACAAAAAUGCCAAGCCACCGACUGCAACUUCUUCUGCAAAAAAUCUGACCAACAACAGCAACAAAAUAAAUCAUAACACAAAAAGAAGUGACAAUGACGAUAAUGCUCAUCAUGUUGGUGAUGAUAAUGAUACUCAAAAACGCGAUGAUGAUGAUGAUGAUAAUGGUAUUUGUGAUGAUGAUGGUCAUGAUGAUGAUCUUCCUAGGAGAUUCACCAUUUUGACUCUUUUGUCAUCUCUCGAGAAGUGGCAACAAAAAACAGGAAACAACACUGUGCUGGUCCAUUGCAGAAACGGGACGAGAUAUUCGGGAUUGUUCUGCACAGCGAGUUACUUGAUUGAGCGACUGAAGAUUGAGCACGAGGUCGACAUGUACAUGGCAGUCCGAUACAUCAGAGUCAAUCGACACCAAUUCGUCCCCAGUCUCGUGCAAUAUGACUACCUGUACAAACUCAUCAUCGAUUAUCUUGACAGCUUCGACACUUACGCCAAUUUUGAGUCCAGCAUCUGAGCAAAGGCCAACAAACAUGUGUACAUACUCACACACGCGCACACAAUAUACACACAAAUAUAUAUAUAUAUAUUUAUAUAGAUAGACAAGAUAAUGUAUAAACAGCAGAUGCAGCAGUCGCAUAAAUGAAAUUAAGUUAUCUCAGCUUAUAGUUAGUUGAUAUUUCAGGAUUUUACGUCUUAAAAUUUUGUGACUUGAACAUCUUACGCAUUGCAUGGCACGUGUUUACAGCAUUUAAUAUCACCUAGUUGAUGAGAAAUCAUUCUUAUCGAUAAAUUACUAUAUAUUUGUUAUAAUAUUGUUGCUUGGUGUUCAAUGUUUG